Raphanus sativus (radish) is the source of this 1206-nucleotide messenger RNA. RefSeq lists its product as uncharacterized. The record is from RefSeq and is a predicted model, not a curated record. The transcript has 4 exons. Bases 1 to 1206 code for a protein of 401 amino acids. NCBI's taxonomy places the organism in Eukaryota, Viridiplantae, Streptophyta, Magnoliopsida, Brassicales, Brassicaceae.
AUGGGACUCUAUGCUUUGCAUCAUAAUUCUAGGAUAACAUUUGAAAGUGCAAAAAGAAUAUUCGACGAUGAAGCCAUGAUGUCGUAUCCAUGGGGUCGAAUUUCAUAUGAAGUUUUUGUUGACUCUAUUAAAAUGUUGGAUCCACAAGGAAGGACAUACACCAUAAACGGCAUGAAUGACGUUUUAUUGAUUUGGGCGUAUGAAUCUGUCAUUUUUUUCGGAGAGCGGUUUGGGAGAGCGUUCAACAAUGAAGACAACAAUGAAGACAUUCUGCUUUUGCGAUGGGGUGGAAAGCGUACACGUGUUAGUUUCCAACGUUUAUUCUCUGAGGAGAUCAGAGAGCACGGCCGGAUGCGUGUUAGGAAUAUGGUUAUGAAGGAAUCAGUUGAAGAGAUGUUUCCUCAAUGGCUGGGUGAAGCUGACGACCCACUACUCGUUAAUUUUAUAUCCGACAUACAUACUAGUAGAUUUGUUAGAGGUUUUUGGGAAGUGAAGGGUCACGAGGAGAAGAAAAGAAUGAAGGGUGGACUUUCGUCAGAAGCUGAGUCACCCACUAAGAAGCAGAAGAAAGUUAAGAAACAGAAGAAAGUGAACACUUGUGAAGGUGAAGCUGUUGCAACGUUAGCCCAGAAGACUGUUGAUGAUAUAGUGAAUGAGCGUCUGAAAGUUCUGGGGAUAGGUCAAAACUUCAUUGGUAACAACACUCACGAGAAUUCUUUAUCCUCACCACAGAAUGUACCACAGACUAUAAAGCAGAAGUCCAUUAAUAAUCCACUAGCAACGGUAUAUAAGACCCCUACUGAUGAGGCUGAUGCAAAAGAGGUUGCUGCGAAGAAGGUUGCUGCGAAGAAGGUCGUUGCAGCUCCUGCUAAACCUGAUCAUCUUUAUUUCCUUGGUAUUUCUCCUACUAAGGAUGUUAAGGUACCUAAGCGUCCAAGUUAUGGACGCGGCUGCAAGGUCAAUCUAAAACAAAAAGAUGAGGAUGUGUUAACUCAGAAGGCAGAGGCUGCUUUAAAGAAGAAGGAAGCGGCUGAGUUAAAGAAAAAGGAAGUGGUUGAGUUAAAAAAGCAAACAGCCGCUGCUAAGAAAAAACAGGCCGAGUUAAAGAAGCAAGAAGCCGCUGCUAAGAAGAAGGCGGUUGCGUCAAAGAAGCAAAAGGUGGGUGAGAUAAAAAGGAGGGCUUUACUAUACCACGUGCCAAUGUAA